AUGUCUCGAAGAAUUGAGUUGUUUAUCAAGGGAUUACCCCCACGAGUGAAGGGUUUGGUUACUGCAGAAAAUCUCAACAACUUGACGCAAAUUGUUCGUUUGACUCACAAGAUCGUUGAUCAAGAAGUGGAGAGUAAUUCACUGCCACCACGUAUUUCUACUACUGCUACUACUGCCACUACCCCCGCCACUGACAGCAAGCGUAAGUGGAACGAUGUGGACAAGGCGUCCAACUCAGUACAAUCUCAGAAAAGGCCAGACAACAACAACAACAACCGCAGUUUCAGUCAGUCGUCUUCAGUCAAUCAAGGCCAAGGCAGUAAUCAGAAUCAGGGUUCUUAUGUUGGGAAGAAGCCACAAUGCAGCAAGUGUGGUUAUCAUCAUUACGGGCAGUGCGUCCGGGCCUGCCGUAGAUGCGAGAAAGUGGGCCAUGAGGCCAAGGACUGUAGAGCCCCACAGCCAAAACAUCAGCAGCAGCAAAAUCAGCAGUAUCAGCGACAACAAAGGCAGCAACCUCAGCAGAAUCAGGGUUUCAAGAAAGGAGUAUUCACGAUCGGGGCUGGGGAUGCUAGGAACGACGGCAAUGUCGUAACUGGUACGUAUUCUGUGAACAAUCUUAUUGCUUCUGUGUUAUUUGAUUCCGGUGCCGAUUGGAGUUAUAUGUCCCUAGAGUUUUGUGAGCGACAAGGGUUAACUGCCACACCUUUAGAAAUUAAGCAAGUAGUGGAAUUAGCUUAUGGUAAAAUGAUAGAGGCUUCGCAUGUCCUUUUUGGGUGUAAACUAGAUCUCGUGGGUCAAGUGUUUGACAUUGAUCUCCUUCCUGUUACCCUCGGUAGUUUCGAUAUAGUGGUUGGUAUGGAUUGGCUAUCUAAACACCAAGCUGAGAUUCUGUGUAAGGAAAAGAUCGUGCGUAUCCCUACACCUGAAGGAGAGCCAUUGAUGGUUCAGGGGCAUCGUAGUGGUGCGAUGGGGUAUCCUUCUAUUUUGGCACUUGUUACGGAUACUCCGUCAGGGGAAAGAAAGAUCGAGGAUCUGCCAGUGGUACGUGAAUUCGCCGAUGUAUUCCCUGAGGAGCUUCCUGGUUUACCCCCUCAUCGCCAAGUAGAAUUUCAGAUCGAACUUGCACCAGGAGUAGCUCCAAUUGCUCGUGCUGCUUACCGUUUAGCACCUGGUGAAUUGCAAGAACUGUCUAACCAGCUGCAAGAGUUGUUAGACAGAGGCUUUAUUUGA
This is a messenger RNA of Helianthus annuus (common sunflower), 1230 nucleotides long. RefSeq lists its product as uncharacterized. The transcript is spliced from 3 exons. Gene Ontology annotation, molecular function: aspartic-type endopeptidase activity; nucleic acid binding; zinc ion binding. Lineage: Eukaryota; Viridiplantae; Streptophyta; Magnoliopsida; Asterales; Asteraceae. Bases 1 to 1230 code for a protein of 409 amino acids. Gene Ontology annotation, biological process: proteolysis. The record is from RefSeq and is a predicted model, not a curated record.